AUGUGCAAGAGCCGGUUUACAAAGAGUAGCAUGAAGGGCUAUCCUUUGGAAGAUAUAUAUGCUGCACUUGGACACACAAAGGUUAUUAACAGUGUGUUGGUGCCAACUGUGGGUGAGGAAAUCAUGCUGGCUCGUAUAAUUGAUGAGGAGCGAGAGUAUCAUUGUGAGGGAAGCACAAGUGAUACUUGGAACCACUGGCUAAAUGUGAAGCAGAAGAAGAUAUUUUGGAAAGAGCUAUACGACUUAGAUGUUGCUGCACGAGUGUUUAAGAAGAAGAAGGACAAAGAAAAGGUGACGUUUUUAGAAGAUUCGUCUUCUAAAUCUGGGUUGGAGAGCUUGAAAGCUCUGGAAGAAAAGAUUUUGGGGGCCAUGAGUGAAGGGUUUUCUGGUCUUAAAUCAGUGGUGGAGGCAAAGCUGGGUGAUAUGGAUGUGAGGAUGAGUAAAUUUGAAAAGAACCAGCGACAACUUAAAAGAAGGGCUAAGAAAAUAGAAGAAAAGCUGACUUCUAUUGAGAGCAACAAAAAUGAGGAGAGGAACUAUGGUGAAGAUAUGGAUUUUGGAUGGGAUGAUAGAGAUUAUGGUAGAGCUGAAGGGAAGGAAAACAGUGAGAAGGCUAAGGAAGACAAGGAAAACAGUGAGUCUGGCGAGGAAAAGGAUGUGGUCUCGGGUGGGGAAAACAGUAAGGAUGGUGAGAAAGACAAGGGAAACGUGGAGGAAGAAGAAGAGAAGGAGAACGAGGCUGAUAAAACAGAGCUGGGAACUAGAGAAAAAGAUGAGGUCUCUGAAGAAGAUUACGAUACUGAGGAAGAGGCUGAGAAGAGGAGAGUAGAGGCGGAUGCGUUAUGGAAGAGUAUUCUUUCUGAAGAGACUGAGUAUCUAGAGAAAGAGGCUGAGAAAGUUGCCAAGGGAACUCCUACACCACCACGUGGUAGACCGAAGAGAUUGGCCGCGAGAAAAAUAGUACUUACACCACCAGAGGAGUUUUUAAGAGGACCAACGGUAACUUCGCCAUCACCUAUCGAGACUGAAAAAGAGGCUGAGACAGUUAUCGAGGAAGAGGGUGAGGAGAUGGCAGUUGAAGCCGAAGAAAGUGACGAGGAGAGACUCAAAGAAAAAAAUGCUGAAGAAAUGGUGGAGGAAGAAGAAGGUGUGGAGGAGAGUCCCACCGAGAAAAUAGCUGAAGAAAUGGUGGAGGAAGAAGAAGGUGUGGAGGAGAGUCCCACCGAGAAAAUAGCUGAAGAAAUGGUGAAGGAAGAAGAAGGUGUGGAGGAGAGUCCCACCGAAAAAAUUGCUGAAGAAAUGGUGGAGAAAGAAGAAGCUGUGGAGGAGAGUCCCACCGAAAAAAAUGCUGAAGAAAUGGUGGAAGAAGAAGCUGAGGAUGCAGAGGAAGCAGAGGAAGCUAUGGAAGCAGAGGAAGCUGAGGAAGCAGAGGAAGAGGCGGAUAAAGUGGUUGAGAAAGAGGCUGAGACAGUUGUCGAGAAAGAGGGUGAUAAAUACACUGAUGAAGAAAAGCAAAUGUGGGCCUUGGUCGUUUACAAGGCUAGUGAGGAGAUGGCGGAUGGGACCACUGAGGUGAGGAGAGAUGGAACCAAUGAGGUGAGGACAGGGUUCAAGCUUAGGUGCAAACAGAAGAUAAUGAUGUAUGGCAAACCAAGGGGGAAGAAAAAACCUCAGCGGCCCCAGAGUCAAGAAUCAGCACCUGUGAUUGCACGUACGCCAAGGGAGAAGAGAAAACCUCAGCGGCUGCAGAGUCCCUACACGCAGGUGAAGACAGAAGACAUUGACGGGCCUAAGAAGAAGCGUAAAACAAAGGUUAAGUAGGCGUCUGAAAAUUAUUUAUGUAUUUGAAGUCUUUAAAACUUGGUAGGAUGCUUUUGGAUGUAAUAUGCUUUUGGGUGUUUAAACUUGGUUGUGGUAUGCUUUUGGAUGUUUAAACUUGGUUGUAUAAUGUGUUUUGGAUGUUAAAAAACAGGUUUGGAAACUGUUUUCAAGUUAGGCUAUGUCCAAAAAUGAUUCAGAUGGAUAACUGGUCUUACUACUAGGUUUACUAAGGCCAAAAACAUGUUAAUAAAUGUACUCAUGUAAAACGUGCAACCGGUAUAUACAUAAAUAUAUUCAUAGCACAUGUUAAUAAAUUUACUCAUGUAAAACGUGCAAUCGGUAUAUACAUAAAUAUAAUAUUCAAAUUACACUUAGUAAUUCUUGGUAUUCUUCAAGGAGUU
Brassica napus (rape) is the source of this 2222-nucleotide messenger RNA. Its product is annotated as golgin subfamily A member 6-like protein 22. NCBI's taxonomy places the organism in Eukaryota, Viridiplantae, Streptophyta, Magnoliopsida, Brassicales, Brassicaceae. The record is from RefSeq and is a predicted model, not a curated record. The coding region runs from base 1 to 1821 and encodes 606 amino acids. The transcript has 2 exons.